CUGCGCCGUCCAAGUCAGAAUGACUUUAAUGGCUGUACCGUAUUGUUUGUAAUAGCAGUAUGAGCAUCUCAAAGGCCUAGCCCGUGCGGUCCUUUGCAGCAGCGUUGGUAGUCAUCAAUGAUUAAACCGCAGUCAGCGCCAACACAAUACUGCUUCUUCCCGUUCCCACAAACUAGAGAGGAAACGGAGCGUCCUGCCAUUGCAGGGAGAAGAGAGAGGGAAAGAUUGCCAGAUGAGCGAGAAACGGGUGGGGGCCAGGGUGAAAAUGAGAGUUAAAGAGAGUUCCUCCAUCUGUCUACAUGUGAUCUUGCACAGAAAGCUAGGUUUAAGCUUAUUAUCAGACACUUGCCUCUGACCCGUGUUACAUCGCAGAGCUGCGAGAAGCAUGAAGAUACGUUGGAAUGGAGGGGGUGGGAUACGGUCAAGUAAAAGUAAAAAUAGAGUCUUUGUCUCUAUUUGUAAGUCUUCUGUCUGCAGUACAGCCAUUCAGACAUAUCGGGGCCUGUGGGGGGCGGGGGGUGAAACGAGCCGCAGAAUGAGACAUUUGCACUGAUUUCACAACAUUGUAAAUAUUCAUUCACUUUGUAAAUGCCAAGACAAUGCAGAGUACCUCUUGGAAACACUAGAAUUAAAAUAUAACAGACCCAUAAUGGCUAUACCAUUCUAAGCUGUUUGUGAAAAUUCUGCACGUGUAUUUCUUGACUUGAUGUUCAAAACAGAAUGUAUUGUUUAACACCUUUGUCUUUAGUCUUUUUAGCAUCCGAUUGAUGUCACAUAUCAUCACGAUAAUUUCAUCAGGACAUAAAUCAGAACGGGGGUGUUUCUGUAAGUAUAGCACUGCCUCUGUGGUAUGUGUUAAAUGAGUUCAGAACGCAACAAUGUUUCUCUUCGUGACAUUCAAUAAAAAAAGAUUCACCUCAGCCGAGUAAUACACUUCGAGUAUUUCCUUGUUUACUAUAAUCCAAAAUCUAAGGAACCAAUAAACUUUCAUGCCGAUGCAAAGCCACCACAGGUAAAGUACACUUUUAUAUAACAACACCGACAUUCCGGCAUCGGAACACACUCGAGCGCUCAUGUGAUAUAGUUUCUCUGAAAUCAUUUUAAUGUGCUGUGUAUUAUUUGCAAAGUGCAAGGAAUAUGUUUUAUUAUUCCCAUUAAGACCCCCCACGCCUCCCACCCCCCCACACACACUUCCAUAACACACACCCCUCGGGCCGUUGUUCGCUUGCGCUGCGCAUAAGUGCGUUUAUCAGCCGCCGGUUGUUAUGGGGCCCAACAGAAGGGAAGACAUCGGCACAAAGAGAAGCAAUUUAACGCGCCAAAGACGCCGAGUUGUAUUGCGCAAUGUCACCGGGAACCAGAUGACGAUUGUAAAAGUAGAUUGCAAGAGAAUUAGCAAGAGAGGAGGGCAAAUUGCAAAGUGCAAAUAGAUAAAAGCCAGCGGUACCACUUGCACAUACACACACACACGCACACACACACACGCAUACAAAGAAACACAAAUUACUAAAUUUUUAGUAGGAUACAAAUUAAAACGUGGUACAAUAUCCCCACUUAUCCCCCUCCUUUCCUCGACAAUACUAAAAUAAUUUGUUAGUUUAACACGUUCUAAAAAUGUGCAACCAACAUGUGCGCACACAUCCUGUCCUCCACCUUUGAGUAUAAAAACCCGAGUGAACGAAUACAGAAUGAGAAGCUUACCAAAGGUCAGGGUGUGGUCAGUUUAUGCCUUCUUGCCCCCAAUUCCCACACGAAAAAAAGUGAUUUAAAUGUAGUAAACCGACUUACUAUUCCCCUUGUUUGCUCAACAUAUGUGAAAUGAUGUCUCUUUCUCAUACAUAAUAAUGUGUAACCUAUGUGAAUUUAGUACAUCCAUCCAUCCAUCCAUUUUCUGAGCUGCUUAUCCUCACAAAGGUCCGGGAGUGCUGGAGCCAAUCCCAGCUGUCAUUGGGCAGGAGCCAGAGUACACCCUGAACUGGUUGCAACCAAUCACAAGGCACAUGAGACAGACAUCCGUCGCAUUCACAAUCACACCUAAUGCAAUUUCGUGUCCAACUAAUGCAUGUUUUUGGGAUGUGGGAGAAAAUUCCGAGUGCCCAGAGAAAACCCACGCAGACACGGGGAGAACAUGCAAACUACACACAGGUGGGGCCGGGAUUGAACCCCAGUCCUCAGAAAUGUGAGGCCAACGCUCUCCAGCUGCUCCACCGUGCCGCUGAAUUUAGUACAUUGAAAUAUUUCUUUCAGUACUUAUCCUCAGCCAAUACUGCUUUCCACACACACUCCGUCUGUCUUUCUGCAUGUGCGAUCAGACUCCCCGUGUCUCCUCUCGCCCUCAGCAAGCUCACCCCUCCUCCCAUUCUGCGAUCAACUAAGUGAUAGCAGCACCCUGUCGAACUGUCGGCUAUAAAACACAACAAAUCAUAAAGUGCAGGCUGGGGAAGCAGAUGAAGGGCGACUGGAGAGAGAAGCGUUAGCUGUUAGCCGAGAGCCUCCUUUUUUUUUUUUUUUUUUUUCGCGUGCACAUAGUUGUUGUUUGUCGCCCGCCAAUUCUGCCCUUUGCUCCUUUCCUCCGUUAUUAGCUACGUUCUGAGCUUCCAGACCUAAUGAGUUCCUAUUUUGUCAACUCCACUUUCCCCGUUGCGCUGUCGGGAACGGGCGGAGGCGGUCAGGCAGCUGAGUCCUUCUUAGGUCAAAUCCCUUUGUAUUCCUCUGGAUACGCUACAGAUCACCGGAUCAGACAUUACCCGGGGGCUGCGGCUGUAACCGCAGUGGCGGCAGCUUGCAGUUCCAGCGCAGGUGGCGUGCAGGAGAAUCUCUACCCCGCUUCUGCCUACUACCAACAGACGACUAACAGAGUGUAUGGGGGGCAUCGGACGGCGGCAGGGGUCGGUGUAAGUGGCGCAAGCGGAGCAAGCGCAUGUGACUAUGCUAAAGCUGCAGCGGCGGCGGCAGCGGCGAGGUUCUAUCCGGACAAGCACGACACUUGGAGCCUGGAGGAGCAUCGAAUCACGCUGAACCAGGACGGCCUGCGCAGCAAGACAGACUGUGCGAGUUUAAGUGGCAAGGGGAUCUUUGGUGACACCGUGGAUGACAAGCAGAUGGGGUCAGCCCACAUUUACCCGUGGAUGCAACGAAUGAACGCGUGCAACGGGGCUUUUGGGAGUCCCGGAAGACGUGGGCGGCAGACUUACACCCGCUACCAGACACUCGAACUGGAGAAGGAGUUCCACUUCAACCGCUAUCUCACGCGCAGGAGGCGGAUCGAGAUCGCGCACGCGCUUUGCCUCACUGAGCGCCAGAUUAAAAUCUGGUUUCAGAACCGAAGGAUGAAGUGGAAAAAGGAAAACAGGAUGAUGAACUCGUCAUCCUCCCCUUCUUCAUCCACAGCCAACGGGGUCGAAAAAAAGGAAAAACGGACGGUGUGAGCGUAUAAAGAAUAAAAUACUCACAAACGGGCAAGAAAACGUGGAUAUGAAUCCUUUCUCAUCCUCUUUCUUAAAGAUCAUUCAAUCACCCAACGCCUUUGUUCAGAAUUUAGAACUUUUGGAAAGUGAGCCCUCCCUCAUCAUGUUAUUCAAGUCACGAAAUACAUUUCGUUUGUAUGUGCGUAGUCCGAAAGAAGAAAAUGAAGAACGCUUUAGAUGACACAGAGGAUGUCCAGGGGCGAGAUAGUGCAUUUUGCAUUGUGCGUUUUGAUGCUUUUAAACCAAUUCGUACAUAACUUAGUCGUUUAGGCGGUAAUGUGCUCUUUAACAAGCCAUUUCAUGUACAUUCCAACAAAAUGUAAUGAGUUACACCCGUUUUUACUGUCCUUUUUCUCUGCAAGGGACUUGAAUUUUAAUCAAUUUAUGCACUCGUUGAGUAGUCCUACCCAUUAUUUACAUAGACGUGUGGUAAAGUUCUAGUCGGUCCAAUACAUAAGACAAGAUGAAGCGACACCAAAUCUUUACGAUGUGUUAUGUGGCAAUCAUAUAUAUAUAUAUAUAUAUAUAUAUACACAGAGACGCACGCGCGCGCAUACGUACAUACACUACAUACAAGCAGCUUCAAAAUCCCUAUACAUAAAGACCAUAUAAGCAGUAUUUUACACUGGUGGUACACAGAGGUUUUACUUUUUUCAUGCAGAGGUGGUGGUCUGGGGAAUAGCAAAUUGUAGUUAUUACUGAAACUACAUAAAAUAUAUAGGAAGGUCUACAUUUAGAAGUUGCCUAAUUUAUGGAUUUUUUUUUUAAUGUUUCGUUAUCAUGUCCGUGUUUGUCAAGUACUUACCAAUAUUAACUAUAUGUCCAAUAAAUUGUAAGGGAAAGUAAAUUUAAGUGUGUAGAUGAUUUGCCU
Molecule: messenger RNA, 4338 nt
Organism: Syngnathoides biaculeatus (alligator pipefish)
Lineage: Eukaryota; Metazoa; Chordata; Actinopteri; Syngnathiformes; Syngnathidae
Product: homeobox protein Hox-B6a-like
Exons: 2
Coding region: 2607-3428 (273 amino acids)
Biological process (GO): regulation of transcription by RNA polymerase II; anterior/posterior pattern specification
Cellular component (GO): nucleus
Molecular function (GO): DNA-binding transcription factor activity, RNA polymerase II-specific; RNA polymerase II cis-regulatory region sequence-specific DNA binding
Source: RefSeq, a predicted model, not a curated record